AUGGCUAUUGGAAAAGGCAUGCCACUCGAUAGUGCUGCAUUAAUGUCAACAGUACUCGAAGGCAUUUUAUACGGCUUUUCUGUCCUCAUGUUUAUUGGCACCAUCUGGGCGCUGACCCAUGAACGCCACAUGCGGAGCGUCAAUCGUCUGAUCACAGUUGUGGCCGUCUUGCUGUUCGUCCUAAGCACUGCGCACAUGGUCGUAGACAUUAUUCAGACUGAAGAAGGACUAGUGCAGCACCGCAACAUAUCCCAAAGCGGGCCCGGGUCGGAGGCGUUCUUCACAGAAAUCUCCUGA
Suillus plorans is the source of this 297-nucleotide messenger RNA. RefSeq lists its product as uncharacterized. The record is from RefSeq and is a predicted model, not a curated record. The transcript has 3 exons. The coding region runs from base 1 to 297 and encodes 98 amino acids. NCBI's taxonomy places the organism in Eukaryota, Fungi, Basidiomycota, Agaricomycetes, Boletales, Suillaceae.